AUGAGGAAUUUCGAAGUUGGCAAAGAACUUAGAAGAGUUAAGAGGGAUGAUAAGGAUCCUAGAUGUGAAUCCUUUAAUUUUGAUAGUAAGGAAAUGUUUAUAACACAUCCCCAUCCUAAGAAUAGUGGGAAUAACUAUUAUUAUAAUAAUUCUGAUUGCGUCACUAAGAUUAAUGCCACAACGACAGACAUGGUGAUACAGCUGACGUUUGUGGAUGUCUUCCGUAUAGAAUAUCAUCCAGAAUGUGCAUACGAUUAUCUGGAGAUCCGCGACGGUUACUAUGGUUACGCUGACCUCAUGGGCCGGUUUUGCGGCCAAGCCUUUCCAAGAACAUUGAAAACGAAAGGACCAAAUGUUUGGCUGAAGUUCCAUUCAGACGACACAAUAGAAUAUGAGGGUUUUAAGAUAAACAUCGAGUUCAAGCCUGGCCCAAGCCACCAUAUACCAGAGGAGUGCUACACGACAUUUGAUGAGGACAAAUUCGGAGUGAUAGAUACGAAGAAGAUUGACCCAUUAUGCUUGAGUAACUCCAACCAAGCUCUAGAUGUACUAUGGAAGAUUGUCGUCCCGAAGAAUAUGAAGAUUUAUCUCAACUUCACACAAUACGGCUUAGCAAAACCGAACGAGUGCAACGAGAAUAUUAUUCAAGUAUUUGAGACGGUUCAUGAAGAACUAGACUCGAAGUUAGCAGAAUAUUGUGGUUCCGUCGCUAACUCAGUAACGACGAAGGAUCGAAAUGGCAAUGUCAUGUACGUGAGGCUUUACGUCGCCAAGGAUGCAAGGAAGGAAACCUCAUUCAAGGCCACUUUCAACGCGUUUAGGACCCUGGAUGCUAAUAGUGAUGAUAAAUGUGGUGAUGACGAAUUCGAUUGUGAGGACAAUACUUGCAUUGAUCUCCGUCUAAGAUGCGAUCAUGAUGCUCACUGCCGCUUGAAAGCUGAUGAGGACAAGAGCAGAUGUGAUCUAAAACAAGAGUCGACAAUCAACCAGCCCCAUAUAAUGGUGAUCCUGAUCAUCUUCUCCCUGAUCCUGUCAGGAAUGAGUUUCGUCUUCAUCUUUAAGUGUAUGAGGAAAUUGUACCAGGAUCAUAAAAUUAUCAAGGAGCAUAUCAGACAGUCAUGUGAAGAUCGCCUGGACAGCUUGGUGGGUAGUCGUCUAACGUUAGACCCCAAGAGGCUACAGAGGGACAGUGAGCCUCGAGUAAGUUUAGAAAGAGAGAAUCAUAACAACGAAAUGGUAAAGAAACAAAGGAGUUUCUCUUCUAAACAUAAGCAAUCAAGCAUAGAAUCCGAUUACCAAGAAACCCAUUUAGACUUAGACGAAGAAAUAUGGAGAAGAGAAGUGGACAGCAUGCCAAUAGAAGAAGAUGUCUCCAUAGAAAGGAAUGGAAGAGCCAGGAAAAGUGACUUCAGCAGAAAAGAAGAAUCAAUGAGAAGUAGAACGAAAGAGAGUGAGGAUAGCAGGGAGAAGAAAGAGAUGAAAGAACAUAAGAGGGAGAUUAGAGAUGUGUCAGUUGGAGCGCCAGAUACUAAAGAGUCUGGUUGCCAGACCAGAGAGAGUUUGUUCCAAACUGAUCCUCCACCUAGUUCCGAUGGUUCCGGCACCAACAGCCGUGGGUUCUCAACGUUUGGGUAUUCCGGGGCCACCAUCGUUAGGCCUUCGCCCCCAGCCACCACGAACACGUCAGAGAUCACCAUAGAACUCCUGAAACAAAUACCUUCGCAAGAAUCCAAACCAUUGAAGAAAAUUCCUGACCGCCGUCCGAUAAGCACGGAGACGACGCGAUCAGCUCCCGACGUCAUCAUAGUGUCAAAACCGAUUCGCUGA
Molecule: messenger RNA, 1827 nt
Organism: Spodoptera exigua (beet armyworm)
Lineage: Eukaryota; Metazoa; Arthropoda; Insecta; Lepidoptera; Noctuidae
Source: the annotation of a GenBank genome assembly